AUGGAAGAAACCAAAAUCUCGGUCAAGUACGAACCAGAGAAGAAGAGUCGGUCAAACCAAUCAGAAGCCGUAGCAGAGUUGUUCAGACAUAUCGCCAAUAAGCAAGUCGAUGAAGUCUUGAAAAUCAUCGUCGUCGGCCUCGCCUUUGCAGAUACGCCAAACGACCGAGGCGAAACACCUCUUAUAGCAGCCGUCACCACCAACGAUGCAGCCAUGAUACGCACCCUCGUCUCUCUCGGAGCAACAAUCAAUGGCUAUGGCAGCUAUUAUGACGGCCACCAUAAGACGAAAGUCCUGCGAACGCCUCUCCAAGUGGCGGCCUCACAAGGGAAACUUGGCAUCGUCAAGAUCUUGCGCGAUCUCGGCGCCGACGACUCGCUCGUUGCUCCAGACGGGGCGAUUGCGCUUCGGUUGGCUGCUGAGAACGGUCAUCGAGAGGUUGUUGAGUAUCUCCCAGCUCGACGCGGCGGUGCUUGGAAGAGGUGGAAGGCGACACAUGAGAAACAAAUGAGACUCGUUCGGCUGAUUCUGGAGAACAUUGGAUCUGUUCUCGAGAUUCUCUUCUGGAGAAUACCAAAGUUUAUCUUAUGGAAGAUUCCGAAGCAUGUCGUUACGACUGUCCCAAAGGAGAUUUGGGAGCGUCGACACAAGGUUGGGCCUUGGUGCAAGCGGCAGAUCUAUAAAUUUCCCAGCCGCGUCAAGAAAGUCGCUAAGAGUGCUCAUGAAGGCGUUAGAAAGGCGGGAAACGUCGUCAAGAAGACACCUGCAAAGAUAUGGGACAUCCUGAAGCGCAUACCCGGAGCUUUGCGGAUCAUCCUAUCGUGGGUUGGCCGAGGACUUGGCCAUAUCGGCAACGCAGCUUUCAAUAUCGUCAAGCGACUAGCUUCAUUAAUUCACACGGUGGCUGAGGCUGUCGUAGGCUUCUUUCGGGCUGUUACAUUGCAUGAUAUUGUCAACGGCUUUCGCGCCGUCCUUGGAACUCUGUUGAUAGAUUUUCCCGGGGCGGUUGCUUGGUUCGUGACAACUGUCCGCAAGACGGCCUACGAAGUGCUCGGAGCUGUUUUGGGGACAUUGGGAAAGGUAAUAUUCUAUGCUUUUGCUUUGAUACUACGUCUUCUCCGCUGGCUGCCUAAACAGAUGUGGGAGAUGUUGCUGGCGUGUGGGAAAUCGGUUGAUAAAGGGAUGGAGGAGAUCCUGGUAUGGAUCAAUCCAAAGAGAAUAUAA
Trichoderma citrinoviride is the source of this 1224-nucleotide messenger RNA. RefSeq names its product ankyrin. Gene Ontology annotation, cellular component: nucleus; cytoplasm. Gene Ontology annotation, molecular function: protein binding. The transcript has a single exon. Bases 1 to 1224 code for a protein of 407 amino acids. NCBI's taxonomy places the organism in Eukaryota, Fungi, Ascomycota, Sordariomycetes, Hypocreales, Hypocreaceae. The record is from RefSeq and is a predicted model, not a curated record.